CCUCCCAGUGGCGCUCGACAGGAAGACGGUGACGUCAGUUGGAGCCCUUCUGCAUGUAGUUAGAGUUACAAUAUUACUAUGUGUGCUAUAAUAGCGCAAUGUUGGACAUCGGCGGGCAGAGAGAGACGAAGGGAGGAAAAGCCUGUUUACACAGACGGCAAACCGCCUGGGGAAUAAUGCAGGAGAGGAAGUGAGCCGGCACUCUGUCUGCCUGCUCCAACUUCCUGCUCUGAAGAAGAAGAAAAAAAAUCAGGAUCUCAUUACAGUUCAACAGAGCAGUCGAGACGACAGUAAGCAUGGAAAACCAAGGGAUUUUAAUAGAUUCGUUUUAAAAGUAUUGCGGAGGAAAAUCAAACUUCUCAUAUCUGGGUAUGGCUGCAUCUCGUUGGUCCUAGGGAUGGAAAGCGCGAUCACACUGUGGCAGUUCCUGCUGCAGCUGCUUCUGGACCAGAAUCACAAGCAUUUGAUCUGUUGGACCUCCAACGAUGGCGAGUUCAAGCUGCUUAAGUCUGAGGAGGUGGCCAAGCUGUGGGGCCUGCGCAAGAACAAGACCAACAUGAACUACGACAAGCUGAGUCGUGCCCUGCGCUACUACUAUGACAAGAACAUCAUCAAGAAGGUGAUUGGCCAGAAGUUUGUGUACAAGUUUGUGUCUUUCCCGGAGAUUCUGAAGAUGGACCCACAGACAGUGGAGAUGGGCCGUGAGGGGGGUGGGGCCAUUCUUCAGGAGGCGGAGCUGCUGGGGGCUGACGGCGAGGAGGACCCCCCUAAGGUGGCGCUGUCAGGCCUGCGGGGCACUGCUGCUGCCUGCCGGAGCGAAUACCUCCACUCGGGCUUGUACUCGUCCUUCACGAUCAGCUCCCUGCACAACCAGCCGCCACUGCUGCGAGCCGUCAAGGUGGAGCCACGGGCGGAGCGCCCUCAGGAGGCGCGGACCGUCAUCCGCUUUGUGCCCAACCGCUCUGAGAAGGGAGGGGCCCACUCAGCGGUGUCGCAGCCUCCCUCCCCGCCCCGCCCCUCCUCCUCCUCCUCUUCCUCUCCUGGAGAGGCCUUCUUCCCACCCAGCCUCCCUGGCUCCCCCCGGUUGUCUGCUUCUCGCUCACCCUCCCCCUCCCCCAGCCCUGGCUUCCUGCCCGGGAAGGGGCGGAGCCCCAAGGUGGAGAUGGACGACCUGGAGCAGGGAGCCCAACCCCUCAACCUGUCAGCCGGUCACAGAGAGCGCGGCACCCAGCCCGCUGAGAAGAGGAGUGGCAGCAACGGACUCCCGCCCAAAACCAAGAAGCCCAAGGGCCUGGAGAUCUCAGCCCCCUCCCUGUUACUGUCAGGAAGUGACAUCGGAUCCAUUGCCCUCAACAGCCCAGCACUUCCAUCAGGGUCCCUGACCCCCGCCUUCUUCACUGCACAGACUCCCUCAGGGCUGCUGCUGACUCCCAGCCCUCUGCUGUCCAGCAUUCACUUCUGGAGCAGCCUGAGCCCCGUGGCCCCCCUGAGUCCUGCCCGGCUGCAGGGCCACAGCUCCCUGUUCCAGUUCCCCACCCUGCUCAACGGGCACAUACCAGUGCCCCUGCCCAACCUGGAUGGAGCCUCCUCACCCCUGCUGCUUUCCUCUAGUGCCCAGAAGUCCUGAUUCUGCUCUGCAGCUAACGGACAGGCUCCGGUCAUUGACCACAUCCACCAGUCCCCUCUCUCUGCCACUGUUACUGUUGUCGUCAUCAUCAUCAUCAUCAUCAUCAUGGCCGUCCAGGUGGACAGAGUCAGCGAUAGCGUUCUAGGUUUUUUUGUUUUUUUUUUUGGUUUUGCACAUUCACAGUGAAACCAUGUACAGAAAAUCCAUUUCUUCUUUACGAUUUAUUUUUUUUUAUAAACUUUUGUGUUUUGUUUUUAGCCAAUAAAAUACCUUCAAACGUAUGCCCCACCCUCCACACACACACACACACACACACACCCUUCCCAUUAGCGGUUUCGGGUUUCCAAGCUCACGGGCCCAACUGGUACUCACGCGAGUGCCCUUGGUCACGCUGCUGUGUAUCCUGCCUCCGGGUCAAACCAGCCAAUCCCUGGCCUGGCCUAUCCUGCGUGAGGCCUCGAAGCCCAAGAGCCAAAGACUACCAAGCUCAACACUGUCGAGUGUGACUGGACCAAAACUGCCUGGAGUGUGACCUGAUUGGGUGACACUGGAUUCCAGAUGCAGAUACACUUUCUAAACAGGACGCCAAUGUUUCCAAAGACACAUAGUCAGUAUUUUAAUGUGCUUGGUGCAUCAUGUGUGUGUUAAGACAUAGACAAGAAAGAAAGGGGUGAAAUUGUUGCUUUUUUCCAUGUCCGAUUUAAAGAAAAAUCUUUUUCAUUUCCAUUGGAGGCUGUGAAUCUGGUUUCUGUCAUUGACGUUUUGUAUUGUAUUGUAAUAAACUGUAUUGUAUCAUCUGCACUGUGCUUUAACGUUAGUACCGGCUGUGCCUUCCCAUUGUAAGGAUUAUGUAAAUGUAUUAUUUCUAGCUUUAUGGGAAAACAAAAAAAAACUUCUUUCAAAGACGAAAUUCCAGUACAUUAAAAAGGCUUUGUAAUAGCUUUUAAUUAUUUUUUCAUAAAGGAAUUGAUACAAAUGUAUUCUCAUAUUAAUUUUAUAUUUUGUGCUUUUUAAGAGUCUAGGGACUAUGCCUAUAAAUAAACACAAAGCAUUGAAUGCUAUAGUAUACUUCUGUAUUCAUUAUUGAAUGAUUUUUUUUUUAAAAAAACACAAGCCAUUUUGCAUACUUAUGUACACAAGUAUGAAAAACACUGAAAACUGUGGCUGCUUCAACUAAGAUGUGUUUCUAAUGGAAUGAAGCAGCUGAGAUAUUUGCUUUUAAACAUCUUUCUGUCAACCUCACUCUGUGCAGUGUUUUAACCCCCCCUUCCCCCCAAGCUGGGAAUAUGUAAAUUAAAUAAAGAAAAACAAAACGCUGGCCUGAUGAAGGUUAAUGUAAUUUUUACAUAAAAUAUUUUAUUUUUUUCAAAAUUUUCUUUCUCAAACUAUAAAGCAAAAUCUGGAGAGAGAAAAUAAGAGUUGUUUAGUGACUGGGGAACAACCACAAGGCCUAUUGUUACUACAAAAAAGAUUAAGGAUUCUCAAUGUCUCCUGCAUAUAAUAAAGUUUUAUUGAUUGAAA
Paramormyrops kingsleyae is the source of this 3148-nucleotide messenger RNA. It is a transcript of the gene elk3, whose product is annotated as ETS transcription factor ELK3. NCBI's taxonomy places the organism in Eukaryota, Metazoa, Chordata, Actinopteri, Osteoglossiformes, Mormyridae. Gene Ontology annotation, cellular component: nucleus. Gene Ontology annotation, biological process: regulation of transcription by RNA polymerase II; cell differentiation. Gene Ontology annotation, molecular function: sequence-specific DNA binding; DNA-binding transcription factor activity, RNA polymerase II-specific. The record is from RefSeq and is a predicted model, not a curated record.